AUGCAGCAGAAGCAGAGAGGCAGCAGAACAUUGAGAGAACAACGUUGGAGCUCAAAUAUACACUCGAGAAAUGCAGCCUCAGGUGACUCGCAGACCCUGGAGAAGACUUCACUGAACCAGACUUUGGUGAAGCAGCCUCGGGUCCACAGUGUGCGCAGACGCAGAGUCCUGUUUCCGUCCAGGACCAAGAGGCCGAGACCCGGACCUGAACCAGACCUGGUGCAACGAGCACUGCUGCUGCUGUGGGCUCUGCUCUGGCUGCAGGUCUAUGUAGAAGAAACAGAGAUCCAGAGUCCGUCCACAGACCUGCCAGAACUCGAGUCCGAGGAUAGUGCAACAAUCCUGGAUGCAAAUCAAAGUGGAGUGAGGGUGGAGUCCUGGAACACCCACACAGACCCAGACCUUGGUUCGACCAGGACUGAUACCUGA
Messenger RNA from Knipowitschia caucasica, 429 nucleotides. The record is from the annotation of a GenBank genome assembly. Lineage: Eukaryota; Metazoa; Chordata; Actinopteri; Gobiiformes; Gobiidae.